UCAUGCGAAGGGUUUAUAUAGGGUUUAAAACAUUUACAUACACAAAAAAUAUCUCAUCGUCAUGUUGGCUGCACUAAGAUCUCGGGCACAUUCUCUCUCCUCUCCUUCUCUCCGGCAGCCAUGGCUAUGGAAGCUCAAUCAGACUAGCUCAUUGUCUUCUCUGACGCGCGACGACUAUGGGAGAACAGAGAUUCUGAAGCUUGAUGAAAUCGAGAAGGUUCUCUCCGAAGUUAGGGCUGAUGAUGUCAAGGUUCUUCGCGUUGGUGAUCAAUGCGAUUUGACUGAUUACAUGGUUUUCGCUACCGGUAGAUCUUCCUGGCAUGUUCGCAAUAUUGCUCAAGCGCUAGUUUACAAGGCUAAGCAGAAGCAGAAGGAAGCGAAGAGGAUGUUGUUGCCAAGUGUGGAAGGGGAAGAAAGUGGCAAUUGGAUUGUUGUCGAUUCUGGUUCAGUGAUUGUUCAUGCAUUAGAUGAGAAGGCCAGAGCUUAUUAUGAUUUAGAAAGUCGUUGGGAAACGGGGAAGCCACCAGCUGAAUCAAGCCAGGAACUGGAUACAGCUUUGGUGAAGGUUCGGCGCAAGAACAAUUCUAAGAAACGAGUGCAACCAAGAACUUAAGUUUAAGUUAAUGGUGUCUGGUCUUGUAAAUAAGGGUGGUUCGGGAAGGAGUAGUAUGCCACCUGUUGAUGUCUUUCAAGUGCUUUGAGCUUUCAUUUUGGUUUACAAACAGGAUCUUGUAGACUAUGAUUCCUGUUGUAUAAGUAAUUCUUGUGGGCAUGUUUUGAAUCUUUGAUCCUUUAUUUGGAAAAAUCAUUUGAUAAUGAGAAUGGUUUGCUAAUAUGUUUAGCAAAUAUGUAACUGACUUGCAAGUUACAAGGAUCCUUGUAUUAUUUUUAUUUAUUACUCCGCA
Messenger RNA from Spinacia oleracea (spinach), 905 nucleotides. RefSeq names its product protein Iojap-related, mitochondrial. The record is from RefSeq and is a predicted model, not a curated record. Gene Ontology annotation, biological process: negative regulation of ribosome biogenesis; negative regulation of translation. The coding region runs from base 62 to 613 and encodes 183 amino acids. The transcript is spliced from 4 exons. Gene Ontology annotation, molecular function: ribosomal large subunit binding. Lineage: Eukaryota; Viridiplantae; Streptophyta; Magnoliopsida; Caryophyllales; Amaranthaceae.